Molecule: messenger RNA, 5107 nt
Organism: Haliotis rubra (blacklip abalone)
Lineage: Eukaryota; Metazoa; Mollusca; Gastropoda; Lepetellida; Haliotidae
Product: tocopherol cyclase, chloroplastic-like
Exons: 3
Coding region: 1904-3010 (368 amino acids)
Molecular function (GO): tocopherol cyclase activity
Source: RefSeq, a predicted model, not a curated record
AUCUGGAGCCCUCAUGUAUGUUAUUAUAUUGACAUACAUCAUGCAGGAUUUAUGGUGAAUUUACCGCUUCAAAGUCAUAUGGUAACUUUAGCUCUCGAAGGACUCUAUGCUUUAAGCUUCCAGGCAGUGUUCAAAAUCAUAGCAUUGGAAACAAAUGUAAUUAUUGGUGAUUCUCAAAAAUACAUAAGCUUAUGUUUUUUUUCUCAUAUGUAUUUGCAAAUGCAGGAAAUUAUUUAGUCAUGCUUCCAAAGUUGUGGGGGCAAUGCCACCCCACUUCAAAGAUGGGUGUGGCCAACUGACCCCUCUGACCCCCAGUUCCAAGCCUAUGCGAUAUCACUGAAAACCCAUAUAAAUACACCAGAUACGGCACUCAAUAUCUUGGUUGAAGGUGAAGUCUGGAAAUUAUGGUUAGGAUGUUCAAAUUCAACUAUGCUUCCCUCCACCUAUGCACUGUAAUAUGGCAAGCCAUUUUCACAUAUAUGAAGAAAUUAAAGAUAUCUUAUGUCUUCUGUCUAAAGAUAUCAAUAAUGUUUUUUAAGAUAUCGGUAAAUAAUGCCGAAGGGGGUCAACGUUGUUGGCAGUACAGGUACUAUGAUAUGUACCCCAGGUGUUCCCUAAACAAAGUCAAAAUACAGAAACGUACCCGGUGCCCUAAACGGGAGAUGAGUCCAUAUUCCGAAAUCCAAAACCGAAACUUUGAUCUGUGUACUUGUUCCCAUUCAACUGACUGCAAGUGAAAUUGUGCAUUGUGAAACAUUCAUUACUGUGUAUGGCUGUUUCUUAUAUAACGCAACCAAAUAAAUCUAAUACAACAGUAUGACAGUUCGAUCAAGAAACGACACAGUGUGUAAUGGAAUCGCCCUAGAAUGCGUUUCUGUAUUCUGAUUUUGGGUAGGGUACGUUUCUGUAUGUACAGAAAGAGGAGCAGAUAAGAAGUUACCCCGAUUCCCACUAUCUACCAGGAAGAACAUGCUCCUGUUUUCCACAGAUGGCAAUCUUCGACACCUGAGCAACGCCUACACCUGGUUCUGUGAUGGAAUGUUUAAGUCCUGCCCGAAAGCUCUUCAAGAAGAUCUACACAAUACCUGCCCAGAAUUAGACCGAGAGAUGUUCCCUCUGGCAUACGCCCUUCGACCCGACAAGAAGCAGACGACCUAUGAACAUCUGUUCUCCACACUCAGUACCCGUUCCUCUGUUCCUGCGUCGCCGACAACAGUGUUCAUGGACUUGGAGACAGCAGCAUGGAAUGCAGGACUAGUGUUGUCAGUGUUUCCGGCCCUGAAGUUAAGGGUGUUUGUUCCACUAUACACAGUGUGUAUGGAGGCAUGCCCAAGAGACGUUCCCUACAAGAGGAACCCCGCUGUUCAUUCCUUUGUUAGAUGUGCUGCGGUGCUUCCCCUUCUACCAUCAACAGAGUUGAAGACUGUUGGUUCCUGACACUUGAAGACAGACCGUCAGAGGUGCCAGGUGUUGACAGGUUUGCAGAUUAAUGUCACAGACCAGUGGAUCAACAGAGACAAUCGGUCAUCCUGGAACCACUUUGAGAGGAACCACGUUGAGGGAUGGCACCACACGGUGAAUGGGAUGAUGAAGACACCACAUCCAAACCUGAACAAACUGUUAGCAACACUGCAGAGACUGCAAGCUGAGACUAAGACGAAGAUCAUUCAGCUCCAGUCAUCUGGGAGACUGAGAUACAAGAAACAGAAGAACCGCGAUCUAAAGACGAGACACAACAUGUGAAAAUUAACUUUGUCACCGGUCAGACAACCAUGGAGCAGUAUGCCGAUGCUUCAUCUCACUGUUUGCAUCUCUGAAUGCAUCUCAAAAUAUGGCUUAUUUGAUUUGAACAACUCAGAGGUAAUUGUUUGACAAGACAAGAACUGAUCACAGUUGAGCACUGAUGACGUCCCUGUCAAUGAUGCUACGCGUCACACUCCUAUUCAGCCUGUAUAUCCUCCAGGUGGUAGCCAACCAGUUCUCACCGCACCUGUUUCCUCCAACCGGACCCUACUUUGAGGGCUGGUACAUGAGACUACUGGAUGUCCAGUCUGGCCAAAGCAUCGGACUCCUGUUUGGUCAUGUGCUUCCAAACACAAGAACCGACUUGACCACUCCACUUGUAGCAGCUUCCAUCCUGUACAGUGGCGGGUGUUCCACAUGCAAAUUAAUGUCCUACAAUGGUUUCUUCAACAGAUCACAGAUGAGCAUUACAGUCAAUGGAUCUCCAGUUACUAAGGACCCUGAUGACAUUUCACCAGCAGUUUUUGAAUGGUCGACUGGAAAGAAUAUCUCCUUCAAUGUAAAAGAAAAUAGAACACAAUUUAACUUCCAGACAGAUAGCGCCAUAUUCCGAGGGGAAAUAUCUUCUCCCAUUCCAUGGGGUCCCAGAGGGAAGGGUCCAGAGGGCUGGCUAGAACAUCUGCCCCUCCCUCUCCACUGGUUUGUAUACAGUCUUCGCUCGAAGGUCAAGUGGUAUGAGUUUAGUGUACCUCAUCUUGGCCUCCAGGUGACUGGAAAGAAUGCUGUGGCUCACAUGGAGAAGAACUGGGGCAAAUCGUUUCCUCCUGCAUGGAUCUGGGCUCAGGGGGUCAACCCAACUUCAAACGUAAGUCUGUCACUGUCGGGAGGAAUUGUCAAAGAUAUCAUAACUGUAACAGCCUACUUGAUUGGCUACAGGAAUCCUGCCAAACAACUAACAUUGGACUACACGCCUGUUGACAGUAAAGUUGAAAGUAGCCAUGAUGGGUGUGGAGGCAGCGUGAAUCUGACGGCGAUUGGGUUGGUACACACUUUGCACAUCCACCUCAGUAGUGACCCAAGAGCCUUCAGUGACUGUUUAUAUGGACCAGAGACCACAGGGUUCCGCCGGGCUUGUGUUGAAAGCUACAGUGCCACGGCAGACAUCAUGGUGUUCAAGUACGGCAGGCUGAUUGAUAAACAACACAUCUCUCACUAUGCCUUAGAGUUUGGAGGCAAAUAUGUUUGUAAUGAGAAAUGUAGCUCAUAAUGCACCUAAUGUAUAUGUGGAAGUAUAGAACUGAAGCUGCCAUUGAGGUGCAAGAGGAUUAGUGGCUGCAGUACCAUCAAAUCCAACAGUGUCAUGUGGUUCGCAGCUGAUAAACAGUAAUAUUUCUGUGCCCUUAGAGAUACCACAUGCUAGUCAGGUAUGUACCAGAGGUCCAGAAACUCUCAUGAGACUCAUGAAAAUCACCACCCAUCCAACUGUGACUGACAUUCAUGAACUUUCCUUGAUUUGUUAUCCAUGUAUAAAAAGGUUUUCACGCAGUUGGUUGAAUUAUACGAAACACUUCCCGAAAGUCAGGCCGGUUUUCAGAAUGCUACUCUACAGUUGUCAUUAUGUGUACACUACAAUAUCUGUUGAAAUCAAAAGGAAGGUUUUCCUGCCUUUGAUUUGGUUAAUAAGGACCUGCUUUGGUUUGUUCUUUGCCUGAAUUCAUAGGAAAAUGUUUUCUAUUAUAAAGGACAUUUAUUCCAAAAUAUGAUACUGGGUUAAAAUUUCAAAGAACAGUAUAUCACAUUUGUUUAAUUAUCCCAGUGGUGUUAGACCAGGCUGCAUUUAAGUCAUCUUUUGUUUGUACUAUUUAUUACCCAGUUAGAGAAUGAUAUCCAACAGUCUGGUGGUAGAGGAACCUUGGUACACCAGGAUCUAAUGGAAUGAUUUUCACUUUUGUAUGCUUUUGUAUUUGUGCACUUUUUCAGAUAGUCCUUGAACUACAAAUAAAAUAGAUACCUUAAAACAGUUUGUGGCAAUUGGCUUUCAAAAGUAAUCUCAAUAAACCUGAAGUUUUAGUAUAUAGAAAUGGAGGCAAAUUAAGGAAUUAUGAGAAGUAGAAAUUGGGGACACACAUGUCAGGGUUUCUACAUAUUAUAGCUAUUUAGGCAUUGUGUUUUCAAAUAGAUUGUCUUGGUUUAUAUUAUUAUUAUUAUUAUACUACCGGUAAUAUUUGUAUCGCGCACCAACAUCCAGCUCAACCGGCUCAAAGGUGCUUUGUUUUCCCUCAAACACUGGAUGUUAAUCAUAUUACUGAUCAUAUUAUCAGUCUGAACUUUCUGGGGAUCAUACAACUCUUGCAGCCACUUGGUGCAACGAGUUAAUGUGGCAUUUCCAAUUCUUACCCAUUCACAGAUGGGUGGACUGGAACACAUAGGUUUUGGUUUUUCAGACAUUGGUGUACAAAGCUUGUAAAGCCCUCGUGCCUAUAAAACAACUUGCCUAUGUAUUUCUGCCUAUAUAUUUUUGCCCAUAUUUCUCCAAAGGUAUUGUUCAGAAUGUUUGACCUUCAGAUUAAACCUAUUAUUUAACAUCGUUACAUAACAAUGUUAAUGAAUGGGGUGUUAAUGAAUGGAUGUUUCUAUGAUGUUUCCAAGCAAUGUCUUGUAAAUUUGUUUUAUGAAUUGGCUUAAAGGUUGCAGUGUUAGGGAAAUGUGGUCAUUUGGUAAUCAUGUUGCUACUUUUACUAUUUACUAGAUGUAUGAAAUACUGGUAUAAACUCCUUCAUAUGUCUCAAGACAAAUAUCCUGCACAGUGUUAUGAUAUUUUAGUUAAAUUAAACGCAGUGCAGGUGCAACUGUGCCCAACGUAGAUGUUCAUUAUGUUUUACUAGUGUCAGAAUUGGCCAAAUAUGUAUACGUUGGGCACAGAGAGGGGCAGCAUCAACACUUGUAAGGUGUGGCAUGAGAAUUGUUUAUCUCUCGAGGAUUUGUAACGUUUUUUUCACCAGAAACUUCUGAACAAGUGUUGGUGGUUAUAGACAUGAAAUGGUGGUCAUUUGACCUCACACACAUGAAGGGUCAUGUGUUCACACACAGCGUGCUGCAUGCACCCCAGGUGGCUCACCACAAUAGAAAUGGGUGGAUGCGUCAGGUUAGACCUAGCCAUUGUGGUAUUUGUCAAUGAUGCCCAGUGUUAUAAUGGCUGACAUAACUCUAGUGUUGGGAAUUGGUUAAAAUCGCAUACAUGUAAUUGAUGAUUGGUUCAUUACAGCUGAUCAAUCAUCGGAAAUAUUUGGUUAGCGUCAUUUAUCAAAUUCUGUUGGUUAUCUUUGUUAAUGGACAUUAAAUAAAGAAAACACUUGUUCUUUUC